Colletotrichum truncatum is the source of this 705-nucleotide messenger RNA. Lineage: Eukaryota; Fungi; Ascomycota; Sordariomycetes; Glomerellales; Glomerellaceae. The record is from RefSeq and is a predicted model, not a curated record.
AUGAAGCUAUCGAGACUUCUUCUGUUCUCUACACAGAUGUUAUGUACUGUUUCUUUGCCCAUUGGAUCUCAAUCGCCGUCGACUGCUGGCACCAACUCUGGACGUAGGGAGGUAGUGAAGGAAGCUCAUGAGGUCUUGACGAAAAGAGUACCAGGCAACGGCGCCGCCCCAACUUCCGAGAACACACCAGGAAAAGAGUCAGAAAUAGGAGGCAAUGAAGCGAAGGAAGGGAACGAGAAGGAGAUCGAAGGCCAAUUCAAUGUGCCAGUCCGCCUUGGAGGAGCAAGCGUAAAACAAGACGUUCUCUACCCCCCAAGGAAAAACGGUCGCUUUGAAGUGGAAUUUCAAAAUGCAAUCGGCCGAACUCUUACGGUGACAGAGAACCGAGCACCCGCGCCACCUCCCCCAGGGUUCACGUCUGUGGAGGGGGUUUCAUGGAAAGUCAAUCUAGCUGAAGGAGCCCAAGGGAUGACAUUAUCAAAAAUUGACUUUAUUUUGAAUCCGGGAAACACACUCGAUAUUAGCAAAGGCCAGAUCGGCCGCCUUUUCCCCGAGGCUAAUGCUUUCAUCAUUGACCCAGCAUUGGGCGAGCUCGAAUUUGAGGCCGAAGAAAAUGAAUUGACGCUCAAGGUGGCCAACAUGAAUGGGGAGUUUGCGGUCUUCCUUCCGCAAGCCGAUGGUAACGGGGGUGCCGCUCGUGAAUGA